UUUCCGUUCAAUGUGUCUGCAGGUAUCAUCUGGUAGUUUCUAGUCUACAAUCAGCCUCUGCAAAUUCGCGGUAGAUCCUUCAAAUCGAACGGCGAAAGUAGGUGCAGGCGAUCCAUCGGAGAAAGUCCAAACAUUUAUCAAUGGCGAACAGAGCUCAAAUCCCCACUAGUAAUUCAGCUCUUAUUGCAAUGAUUGCCGACGAGGACACAGUGGUUGGAUUUCUGCUUGCUGGAGUGGGUAAUGUUGAUUUGCGGAGAAAGACAAAUUAUCUAAUUGUGGACUCAAAAACCACUCUUAAACAAAUUGAAGAUGCAUUUAAAGAGUUCACAGCAAAGGAGGAUAUUGCUGUCGUGCUGAUUAGCCAAUAUGUAGCAAAUAUGAUAAGGUUUCUGGUGGAUAGCUAUAACAAGCCUGUUCCAGCAAUUUUGGAGAUUCCAUCCAAGGAUCAUCCUUAUGAUCCUGCACAUGAUUCUGUUCUUUCACGAGUUAAAUACCUCUUCUCCGCAGAAUCAGUGGCAUCUGGGAGGCGUUAAAUGCAGAUAUAUGCUUGAAACUUCACUAUUGCGUAAUGGUUUUAUUUCCUCCAUUAAAUUGUAUAUUAUGACUUAAAUUAUUCUUUUCAGAGAGUUGCUAACGGUUCCCUUCCUAGUUUCUAUGAGUUACAAUAAGCAAAUUCUAUUUGGAGAUAUGCUUUGAUGGCCUUUUCAAUUGAAUAAAUGAUGUUUGAAGAGACUUUUGGAGUUAGGAGGUGUUCAUCAUGCAAUAGUUAUCAGAUGCCUACUUGUUAACGUAAUGAUGGUUUGGUUGAAGGGCCUUUUUUUUUUUUUUUUUUUCCAUGUGGCCACAGUGGGGUUUGGGGUUGGAAACUAUCUGAGGAUGGUAACACCUUUAUAUGAAAAGCUUGAAAUCGUGUGGAGUAAUAGCUAAUCUGGGUGGAUACAGUUAGCCUUUUAAUAUUUUUGUAACCGUUUUAUUUUAUGUUCAAAACCAGAUCUUGGUGUUUUUUAGCACAGGAAUUUGUACUGCUGUUAUAGACUUGUAGCAGGAUAUCCAUAUCCUACUUGCUUUGGUUGGAUGAAAUUUUCAGUUAUCCAAAAUAAAAGAAUAAUGAUGGGAGCGAGACUAUUUGAUAAGUCAAGGUGGGCAACCUGAAAAUUUGUUGUUUGAUCUUGGCUUUCAAAAGUUUGAAAGCACGAAAAGUAGGAGUCGUCUUCUUAGAGUGGGAGACGUAGACGAAGGAAGGAAUUGAAAGAGGGGUUGCAAAAUUUUUCAAACAUUUAGGAUGUGUUAUGUUUGAUGUAUAAGAUUAUGAUAAG
This is a messenger RNA of Durio zibethinus, 1316 nucleotides long. Its product is annotated as V-type proton ATPase subunit F. Gene Ontology annotation, biological process: proton transmembrane transport. Lineage: Eukaryota; Viridiplantae; Streptophyta; Magnoliopsida; Malvales; Malvaceae. Gene Ontology annotation, cellular component: membrane; proton-transporting V-type ATPase, V1 domain. Gene Ontology annotation, molecular function: proton-transporting ATPase activity, rotational mechanism. The record is from RefSeq and is a predicted model, not a curated record.